This is a messenger RNA of Ixodes scapularis (black-legged tick), 1833 nucleotides long. RefSeq names its product beta-alanine transporter-like. The record is from RefSeq and is a predicted model, not a curated record. Lineage: Eukaryota; Metazoa; Arthropoda; Arachnida; Ixodida; Ixodidae. The transcript has a single exon. Gene Ontology annotation, biological process: transmembrane transport. Gene Ontology annotation, molecular function: transmembrane transporter activity. Bases 1 to 1833 code for a protein of 610 amino acids. Gene Ontology annotation, cellular component: membrane.
AUGAAACCUCACUUCGCUCCUCUUUAUUCGAGUCGACCAGAAACCAUAACCAAACAUCACGACUCCACGGUUGAAGCGCUGAGCGAAGACCGAAUUCUUAACGAUGACGGCCCCUUCCAGUGGAUGGUGCUGGGCUGUUCCUGCCUCGUGACCGUGGUCAACGCGUGCCACGCAUUCAGCCUUACGUUGGCAGCUUUCGUGAUGAACCAUUGGUGCCUACCUCCAGACGAUAUCGGCAAUCUGACUCUGGAUGAGUGGAAGUCUGCCUCUAUCCCCAUUGAAGAAGACGGGUCUUUCAGCCAGUGCACCAUGCACGACCCCCAAUCCUUACUUAAAAACGACUCGAUAAAGAAGAUCAUUUCCUGCGCCGCCUGGUCUUUUAACUUGACGGAACACGGUGAGACCAUCGUCAGCGAAUGGAGCCUCGUCUGCGAUCGCCGCUGGUUGAUUCCUGUGGCCUCCUUAGUCUAUUACAGCGGAACCAUCAUCGGCUUACCCAUCAUGGGGAUGGUCUCCGACCGCAUCGGGCGAAGACCUGUGGCUUGUGCAUCUGUAGGAGUAUUGAUCAUUACUGGAUUUGCCUGUACGUUCUCCAAGUCGUUUCUCUUCUUUACGGUGGUCCGCUUCGCAGUAUCGGUGAGCGCCGGCAGCCUGAUGACGGUCCUUUUUGUGGUAAUCUACGAGGUCUGUGCUCCCGCAAAGAGGGUGCUCUACGGCACCUUAACCUCAGCGUCGGCGUUUGUCGUGACUCCUUUCAUCUUCAUCGCGAUGUCCAUCCUCCAGCUAGACUGGAUGGUCAUCCACCUCGUGUUCAUGGUGCCAACAUCAUUCACGGUUGCCACCUUCUACAUAGUACAAGAGUCGCCGCGGUGGCUUCUCGCUACCUGGAAGCUGAAGGCAGCCGAGCGGGUGACUCUCCUGGCGGCAAAAGUCAACCGAACUUCUCUAGACACCGUUCGACAUUCUUUCAACUCAGCCAUCAGAAGGAUCCGGGCCAGCGACUUCGAAGAAGAAGUGCCGCUUACCAUCACCCUCUUGGGACUGCUCAUUCGGUCGAAGCACAGAAAAAACGCCAUGCUUCUGUUCUGCACGUGGAUCACCGUCAACUUCGCCUACUCGGCGUUCGCAUCGACAAAGAGAAUACUCUCCUACCAGUGGGUGCCGCUCGUCAGCGUGGCUUCCACGGCACCUUUUCUUGCGGGCCUCUACGUCUGCCUUGAAUAUUACGGCAGGAAGAAGGUAACGUUUGUACUGACCAUAGUAAUCAGCAUCGGGGCAACGGUCUUGAUGUUCACGUACCACGAAGGCAACCCCACGCUGGUUUCCGCCGUCGUGAUCGUGUUCCUUGAAAUGUCGAGCAUCGCGGCCUUCACGGCGCUGCUCCUCUUAACGCUGGAGCUGCUCCCGACGGUGUUUCGCAGCAUCGGCGUCGCCACCUCCUUCGCCUGCGGGAGCCUCGGGACCGUCCUCGCCACGAUGCUCAACGAGGUCGAGGCCACGACAGUCCCCGAGAAUGUGCUCCUCGCGGUCAUCGCCGUCUUGACGAUGAUCGGGGCUUUUACCAUUCACUUUCUUCCGGACACGGGAGGCUCGAUGCCCCUUACGAGUUCCAAGAAAGCCGCCGACGAUGUAGAUGCCAAAUACGCACUCGCGGCUUCGUUGGAGCCGCAUUCUACCGACCCAAGAAGAAGCGCGAUGCUCGAGAAACACCAUUCAAGGAGAUCGAUACCAUCGCCCGGUUUAAUCCUUCGGCCCUUUCAGCCGGUACCUCAUAGCGCUCUGGACUCGUCUCAAGCGAAACAUAUCAGCUCCAAGCAAGAGGCACAGCAAUAG